CAAACUGUGUUGACAAAGAAUGUGACGCAAAUGGAAACUGUAUAAAGGCUUGUGUGCAGGGAUACUGGGGAUACAAAUGUCAAGGACAUUGUCCAUCAAAUUGCAAAAUGGGAUGUGAUAGAAUAAAUGCAGACUGUAAUUCUUGCCGCAACGGCUACUGGGGGAAGAAAUGUCAGAACGAGUGUUUAUCAAAGUGUUCAGAACUGAUAUGUGCAAAAAAAUCGGGAUACUUUUUGUGUAGAGGAUGCGUUUCCGGGUACUAUGGAGCGUAUUGCAAUCAAGUCUGUGGAAAUUGCAGCACUGGUAACUGUGAGAAAGACAGUGGAAAUUGUAAAGCUUGUAAUUCAGGCUUUUACGGAGCAAAGUGCAAAUCAUUAUGUACCAAGAGCUGCCUAGAUCAUGAAUGCAGAAAAAUAAAUGGACAUUGUAGUAAUGGUUGCAACAAUGGGUUUUAUGGUCCAUUUUGUGAUUUGAAAUGCAGUCCUAACUGUGCACAAUCAAAAUGCUUUCAAAAUGGAACUUGUAUUAAUGGAUGUAAACAAAACUGGACAGGCGAACAAUGUGAUGGAUGCGAUUCCAAUCAUUACGGACCUGAUUGCUUAAUGGAAUGUAGUGUUAGCUGUAAAAGACAGACGUGUGACAAUGUCAACGGAUCCUCUACCUACGGAUGUGAAAUGGGAUUUUAUUCAGAAAAGUGUGAACAGAUUUGCAGUCCAUCAUGUCCUUCAGCCUGCAACAGAUUAUCAGGGGAAUGUGUUGGCUAUUGUCCGAUAGGCAAUAUGGAGAUAUUUGUGAUAAAAUAUGCAGCCCAAAUUGUAAAAAUGUAUGCAGUAAAAUUAACGGUUUUUGCGAUUCUGGGUGCAUUUUUGGAAAGUUUGGCGCUGACUGUCUCAGAUCUUGUGGAGCAGGUUGCCUAUCCGGUUGUCAUCAAAAUGACGGAAGUUGCCAAUGUAAAACAGGAUGGCAGGGUCAAAACUGUGAUGGAUGCGAUUUAAACCAUUAUGGUCAUGAUUGUUCCACAAAAUGUAGUGCAAAUUGUAAAAGGAGGACCUGUAACAUUGAUACUGGAUCCUGUACCUAUGGAUGUGAAAGGGGAUUUUAUUUGGAAAAGUGUGAACAAGCAUGCAGUCCAACAUGUCCGUCAGCCUGCAAGAGACAAUCAGGGGAAUGUGAGGGCAAAUGUCCAGUUGGCAAGUAUGGAAGUUAUUGCAAUAAAACUUGCAGCCGAACAUGUAACGAUGGAUGCAGUAAAAUCGAUGGUUUAUGCACUUCUGGGUGCAUUGACGGUAAAUUCGGCGCAGCUUGUCUCCAGACCUGUAGUGAUGGGUGCAUUUCCGGUUGUCAUCAAUUCGAUGGGAGCUGUACAUGUAAGACAGGAUGGCAGGGACUUCAUUGUGAUGAGUGUACACCAAAUAACUACGGUGAAAAAUGUUACCAGAAGUGUAGCUCAAACUGCCUAAACGGAACUUGUCUCCGAAAUAAUGGGUCUUGCAUUGGGGGGUGCAAAGGCAACUUCACGGGCGAUACGUGUACACUAGGUAAGAUCAAAAGAAUCUUUGUGACAGGUUAGAAUCUGAGGCAUUGCAUAUUAACAUUGAAGUCAAUGUUACCUUCUAUUAUUUUUGGGGCCAUUUUUCAUGUUUCAUAAAUUUAUUCAAGAGGAAUGCAAACCAAUUCACAGUUUUGAAAAAUAUACUACUAAUCUCGAGUUAUUUGACAAAGACAACGUACUGCAAUCGUUUGAUAAUUGCCGCUUCUUUUUUAAAAUAAAGGA
This is a messenger RNA of Saccostrea cuccullata (small rock oyster), 1774 nucleotides long. RefSeq names its product multiple epidermal growth factor-like domains protein 10. The record is from RefSeq and is a predicted model, not a curated record. The transcript is spliced from 4 exons. Gene Ontology annotation, molecular function: scavenger receptor activity. Bases 719 to 1570 code for a protein of 283 amino acids. Lineage: Eukaryota; Metazoa; Mollusca; Bivalvia; Ostreida; Ostreidae.